Xenopus laevis (African clawed frog) is the source of this 4426-nucleotide messenger RNA. RefSeq names its product period circadian regulator 1 L homeolog (gene per1.L). The transcript is spliced from 23 exons. The record is from RefSeq and is a predicted model, not a curated record. The coding region runs from base 253 to 3954 and encodes 1233 amino acids. Gene Ontology annotation, biological process: entrainment of circadian clock by photoperiod; negative regulation of transcription by RNA polymerase II; circadian regulation of gene expression. NCBI's taxonomy places the organism in Eukaryota, Metazoa, Chordata, Amphibia, Anura, Pipidae. Gene Ontology annotation, molecular function: transcription cis-regulatory region binding; transcription corepressor binding. Gene Ontology annotation, cellular component: nucleus; cytoplasm.
UCACAAGGCGGCCGGCCAAUCAGAAGAAGAGCUGGGGAGGAAGAGCAGGGAAGCAGGAGGCUGAGCAGGUAGUCAGGGCAUGGGACUGGAGAGGAGAGGAAGGCAGCGGCUGUGAGACAGACAGAGAGACAGACAGAGAGACAGACAGAGAGACAGAGCGGAGUCACUGCAGAGAAUGAGACAGACCAGGCCGUGUCUAUUCCACACCAGUUCUCUGCUUCUUCACGCCACCAACUGGGGAAGACUGAGAAGAUGAAUGGGGGUUGCGAGCCUCCCCCUCCUCUAGGGGAGAGAGCGAGAAGAACGAGGGCCCCCCGGGAAAUGGAAGGGACCCAACAAGAUGAAACCGACACCAACAGCCACGGCUCCAGCGGCAACGAAUCCAAUGGCAACGAGUCCCGGCAAAGUCGCAGUUCUCACAGCAGCACCAGCGGCAACGGGAAGGACUCGGCCAUGUUGGAAGCCACCGAGAGCAGUAAGAGUACAAACUCUCACAGUCCUUCUCCACCAAGUAGUUCUAUUGCCUACAGUCUGCUGAGUGGCAGCUCUGAGCAGGACAAUCCAUCUACCAGCGGCUGCAGCAGUGAACAGUCUGCCAGGGAGAAAAACCAGAAAGAGCUGAUGAAGGCCCUUAAAGAGCUAAAGAUUCGGCUCCCAUCAGAGAAGAGGCUAAAAGGCAAGUCUGGCACACUGGCAAGUCUACAGUAUGCCCUGUCCUGCGUCAAACAAGUACGAGCUAACCAGGAGUAUUACCAGCAGUGGCCUAUUGAUGAUUCCCAACCUUGUUGCCUGGACAUGUCCAGUUACACCAUCGCCGAGGUGGAAAGUGUGACGUCUGAGUAUACACUCAAAAAUCCUGAUACCUUCUCGGUGGCCGUGUCGUUCAUCAGCGGUCGCAUUGUCUAUAUCUCAGACCAGGCUUCUCUCAUUCUGCACUGCAAGAAGGAGGUGUUCAAGGGGGCCACAUUCGCUGAGUUUCUUGCUCCGCAGGAUGUCAGUGUCUUCUAUGGAUCCACCGCCCCAUAUCACCUUCCUUCCUGGAGCAACUGCACCUCUGGGGAUCCAGCAUUGAUGGAUUACACGCAGGAGAAAUCCGUGUUCUGCCGCAUCAGUGGGGGCCGAGAGCGGGAUAUGAACAUCCGCUAUCACCCUUUCCGCCUCACACCUUACCUGAUGAAGGUGCGAGACUCCGAUACUGCCGAGGGCCAGCCCUGCUGUCUUAUGGUCGCCGAGAAGAUCCAUUCUGGAUAUGAGGCCCCGAGGAUCCCUCCAGAUAAAAGGACCUUCACCACCAGGCACACCCCAAGCUGUAUGUUCCAGGAGGUGGACGAGAGAGCGGUUCCUCUCCUCGGGUACCUGCCCCAGGAUCUCAUCGGAAUGCCCGUUCUGCUCUUUAUUCAUCCUGACGAUCGACCUCUCAUGCUGGCUAUUCACAAGAAAGUUCUUCAGCAGGCCGGCCAGCCCUUUGAUCAUUCUCCCAUACGUCUGUGUGCCCGAUCUGGCGAAUAUGUCACCAUCGACACCAGCUGGACCAGCUUUGUAAAUCCCUGGAGCAGAAAGGUCUCCUUUAUACUUGGAAGGCACAAAGUCCGCACGAGCCCUCUAAAUGAAGAUGUAUUUACUGCCCCAAAGGGGGCAGAGCUUAAGCCUCUGGACUUUGAUACCCAGGAGCUGUCGGAGCAGAUUCAUCGGAUACUUUUACAGCCGGUGCACAGUACGACCUCUGGGGGCAAUGGCAGCGGGGGCAGUAACAUGUCGCAGGAACCAUUUCACUGCAACGCCUCAUCUAGUGACAGCAAUGCAAUGGUCACCGAGGAAGGUGCAGACCACAAACCUAUGACCUUCCAAGAGUUCUGUCAGAACGUGAAUAUGGUGAAGAAUCAGGGGCAGCAGGGGUAUCUGGGAUCCCGUGGUAUCCGCACAUCUCAGAGGGCACCAUUCCAAGCGCCCCCUAGGCCUGUUGCCCCGCAAGUCACUGACAGUACGACAUCCGAGCCUCCGCCUCCUAGAAUCCCUUGCAUUGGGGAUGAGCUUGGGCGGAAAGAGAGCACCAACUAUUCCUAUCAACAGAUCAACUGUCUGGACAGCAUCAUCAGGUACCUGGAAAGUUGCAACCUCCCCAGUACGGUGAAGCGUAAGUGUCGCUCUUCCUCCUUCACUUCAUCCACCUCCGAGGAGGAGAAGCAGAGGACUGGAGAAAGUGAUAAGGAAGACCCUUCUGGUGGCACACCUCAGCAGCAGGAAUUACCUCCCGCCACAGCUGUUGCUUCUGCACCGCUUGCCCCUCUGCCUCCCCUACCCCCCAGUAAGGCAGAGAGUGUGGUGUCCAUCACCAGCCAGGGCAGUUUCAGCAGCACCAUUGUCCACGUUGGGGACAAGAAGCCUCCUGACUCUGAGAUGGUCCUAAUGGAGGAGUCCUCGUGCCCUGCAGCUCCUGCUCCCCCUCCUCGCCCUUUGGGUCUGACCAAGGAGGUUCUCUCAGCCCACACUCAACGGGAGGAGCAAGCCUUCCUCACCCGGGUUCACGGCCUCAGUCGGCUCAGAGUUUUUGAUCCUCUCCCUGCAGGGGCCUGGGAAGAGCACAACCAGCAUCCUCAGCGAGGUUCUAAGCCGUCACGUGCCUCCCAACACCACCAUGCCUCUUCCUGCAAUCCUCCUUCACCAUCCAAGGGAGAAUCCAAUGCAGGGCGUCGCAGGGGCAAGAGUGGCAAAUCAAAAGCCAAGCGCCCUAAGCAAGGCAAAUCACCCUCCUUAAGCUCCAUGCAAACACCCAACCUCCUAGAUGUCAACCUUCUACCUCCUCCUCCUCCAGUCAUUCCGGGAUACCCCCUGCCCAUCUACCCCACACUGGCUCCUGAUCCCACCCCACCUGUCCCCAGAUACCCACUGGUCACUCCUAUUGUAGCUUUAGUGAUGCCCAACUACCUCUUCCAACCUCCUCCAGUUGCACCUUCUUUCUUUCCCGGGGUUAAUGGGUUUCAGAAUUUUGUCCCUUCUACUGAGCCACCACCUACUGCCCCUGAAGCACCCCCUGCAGCUCCUGCUCCUCCUCCUCCAGCUUCUGCUGCAUCUUGUCCUCCGCCAUCUCGCUCCUCUACCCCUCCCCAGCGUCUCUUCCCGUCUCGUUGCAGCUCCCCCCUGCAGCUUGACCUGCUGCAGAUGGAGGAAUUGCCUCAACCCGGGGCUGGGGGAGGGGGGGAGUGGGAACUGGAAGAAGAAAUUAAGGGAGGGAAAGGAGGAGCAGCUCCUGGGACAUCUGGAGGUGGUGGUGGAACCAACACAGAAACAGGAAAUGGAGAAGAAAACAGCCAACCAGAGAACUGCAUGGGUGAUCCUAAUGAUUCCUCCUCCCACAAUGAUGCGCUCUCCAGCUCCAGUGACCUUUUAGAUCUCCUCCUGCAGGAGGACUCGUUUUCGGGAACAGGCUCUGCUGCCUCUGGUUCCAUGGGAUCCAACGGAGGAAGCACCUCUGCAUGUGGCACAAGAAGCAGUGAGAGCAGCAACACCAGCAAAUACUUUGGGAGCAUCGACUCCUCCGAGACGGAUUUGAGAGUAAAGAAGGCAGAGCGGGACGCGGAGAGAAAAGUCAUCCGAUACGUCAUGCAGGACCCACUCUGGCUUCUAAUGGCCAACACGGACCAUGAUGUGAUGAUGUCAUACCAGAUCCCACCCAGGGAUAUUGAGCGCGUCCUGCAGGAGGACAGAGAGAAGCUUAGGCAGCUCCAGAGACACCAGCCCAAGUUCAGCGAGGAGCAGAAGAGGGAGUUGGGGGAGGUCCACAGCUGGGCGAGGAGAGGCCGAAUACCCCAUGUCAUCAACAUAACCUCUUGCACUGGCUGUUCCCCUGAUGGACCCCCAUACGAUGAGGAUCUAGACUUGUCUAUAAUGAUGGAAGAGGGAGGGGACUGCACGGUGGUAGGAGAGGAGGGUGGUGGAGACGUGACGAGUGGUUGAGAUGUUCUCCCAUCCUCCAUGUACCAAUCAUCUGACCAGUCCCAAGCUGCCUUAUAUAUACCGUAUCUAUACCCCCUCCUCAUGGGGUAACAGAAAAACUAACCCCGGCGGGACUAUGGGGGUGGAGGAAUGUUACUACUCAAGACCUAUAAGCAUCCCCACCAAGAGGACCAAAGAUUGGGCUUUUCCCAAUAUGGCUUCUCCUGAAAGCGACUGAUCGCCCAUCUUGUGUUCGUCGUGUUCGUCGUGGGAAAAGCAGCAACGCAGGCGACAAUCAUCGAAACGCAGGAAUGACCCGAGAAGAAGACUUUAUUUUGUCUCUAUUUUUGUAACUGUCUAAUUUAUGGCCUUUUGCUUGAAGUACAGGGAAGGGCUCGCUCAGAGCUUUUUGUGAUGUGCAAUGGUCGAAAAAGUCCACUAUUUAUAAUGUUUUUGUCAACUUGUAAAUAAAAAAGACCUGUUUUUUAUUAUA